Apus apus (common swift) is the source of this 448-nucleotide messenger RNA. Its product is annotated as integrin alpha-8-like. Gene Ontology annotation, molecular function: integrin binding. The coding region runs from base 32 to 448 and encodes 138 amino acids. Lineage: Eukaryota; Metazoa; Chordata; Aves; Apodiformes; Apodidae. Gene Ontology annotation, cellular component: external side of plasma membrane; integrin complex. Gene Ontology annotation, biological process: cell-cell adhesion; cell adhesion mediated by integrin; angiogenesis. The transcript has 3 exons. The record is from RefSeq and is a predicted model, not a curated record.
UGCUGGGGCUGCCACCACACUUGGGGUGGCCAUGGUGGCCAUGGGGGCUGUCACUGCCCUGCUCCAGGCCCUGCUGCUCCUCGGGGAUCUGUGCUCGGCCCCCACCCUGGGGCUCCUCCAGGAACCCCCCACCAUCUACGAGGGACCCCCCGGCAGCUAUUUUGGCUUUGCCUUGGAUUUCCACACCGCAGAGGGCAGGCCCAGCGUGGCAGUGGGGGCACCCCACGCCAACACCUCCCAGCCCGGCGUGGUCCAGCCCGGUGCCGUCUUCCUCUGCUCCUGGCCCCCUGGAAAGACCCCCUGCCACCCCCUCCCCAUCGACACUGCGGGAGAUGAGACCGAGACCCAAAACACCUUAAGGCUCCACACCUACAAGUCACACCAGUGGCUUGGGGCGUCAGUCACCAGCUGGGAUGGCAAACUGGUGGUGGGUGCAGCUGGGGGCUAG